UAUGGAUGUGUUGACGAGCUUCCUCGCCAAAAAGCCUAAUAAUCGCUUAGGCGCUGGGCGCUAUGCGCGCUCUGAGAUUACAACACAUCCCUUCUUCAGGAACAUUGACUGGGAUAAGGCCGAGGCAAAGGAGUUGGAGCCGCCAAUUGUACCGAAAAUUAAACAUCGCAAGGAUAUCUCAAACUUUGAUAAAGCUUUUGUCGUUGAGAAAACUGAUCUAACACCAACUGACAAGCUAUUCAUGAUGAAUUUAGAUCAGAAUGAUUUCAUUGGCUUCUCCUAUAUGAAUCCGGAAUUUAUUACUAUUAUAUAAAGUGCAUCGCAAGAGAUUUAAAAGCGAAGCAGGAAAAUUAAAUGGCAACAAAAUGCCAAAUCAACUCAUAUUUUGAAAUUAUAAUAAAAAAUAACAAUAAAUAUAUAAUCCUCAA
This is a messenger RNA of Rhagoletis pomonella (apple maggot), 428 nucleotides long. Its product is annotated as protein kinase C, eye isozyme-like. Gene Ontology annotation, molecular function: ATP binding; protein serine/threonine kinase activity. The record is from RefSeq and is a predicted model, not a curated record. Gene Ontology annotation, biological process: protein phosphorylation. NCBI's taxonomy places the organism in Eukaryota, Metazoa, Arthropoda, Insecta, Diptera, Tephritidae.